Messenger RNA from Archocentrus centrarchus (flier cichlid), 2840 nucleotides. RefSeq names its product NSFL1 (p97) cofactor (p47) (gene nsfl1c). The record is from RefSeq and is a predicted model, not a curated record. The coding region runs from base 51 to 1175 and encodes 374 amino acids. The transcript is spliced from 9 exons. Lineage: Eukaryota; Metazoa; Chordata; Actinopteri; Cichliformes; Cichlidae. Gene Ontology annotation, molecular function: ubiquitin binding. Gene Ontology annotation, cellular component: cytosol; nucleus. Gene Ontology annotation, biological process: nuclear membrane reassembly; proteasome-mediated ubiquitin-dependent protein catabolic process; autophagosome assembly.
GCUUGUUUCCUCAGGUGGAGACGGACGAGUCAUUGAAGGAGCGAAUCAAAAUGGCGAGCCAAGAGGAGUCAGUGAGGGAGUUCGUCGCUGUAACUGAUGUGGAUGAGGAGAGGGCCCGGUUUUUCCUGGAGUCUGCCGGCUGGAAUCUGCAGCUUGCACUCGCCAGCUUCUUUGAGGACGGAGCUGAUGAUGACAUAGUGACACUUCCACAACCUGAGGGAGGCUCCUCGGUGUCCCGAUCCGCAGGGCCCAGUAGUCAGCCCAGAGUAACGUCCUUCAGAGAUCUAAUGCAUGAAGCAGAGGAUGAGAGUGAUGAAGAGGAAGGCCAAAGGUUUUUUGCAGGUGGAUCAGAGCGCAGUGGGCAACAGAUUGUGGGACCCCCCAAGAAAAAGAGCUCCAACGAAGUGGUAGAGGAUCUGUUUAAGGGGGCGAAGGAACACGGAGCUGUGCCUUUGGACCGCAGCGGGAGAGGACCGGGAGAGCCCAGCAAAGCUAAGGCAUUUGUUGGUGGAGGUUACAGGCUAGGAGCAGCCCCUGAGGAGGAGUCAACUUAUGUGGCUGGAGAGAGACGUGUUUCAAACAGCCAGCAGGAUGUACAUGUGGUGCUUAAGCUGUGGAAGUCUGGUUUCAGUCUGGAUAAUGGUGAACUCAGAAGCUAUGAUGAUCCUGGAAAUGCCAACUUCCUUGAAGCAAUCAGAAGAGGAGAGAUUCCUCUUGAGUUGAGGCAGCGGUCUCGAGGGGGCCAAGUCAACCUAGACAUGGAGGACCACAGGGAUGAGGACUUUACCAAGCCCAAGUUGGCCUUCAAAGCCUUUGAAGGUGAAGGACAGAAGCUGGGGAGCGCCACUCCAGAGCUGGUGUCAGCUCCGCCCACCUCUCAGCAGGACCAGGCUGCCAACGAGGCUCAAGCCAGUGCCUCAGUGACCCUCGACCCCUCCCAGCCCAUCACUAACAUUCAGAUCCGACUGGCCGACGGUGGCAGGCUGGUCCAAAAGUUCAACCAUACCCACAGGGUGUCUGAUCUGCGGCACUUUGUGGUGGCGGCCCGGCCCGCCAUGGCUGCCAGAGAGUUUGUUCUGAUGACCACGUUCCCCAACAAGGAGCUGACGGACGAGAGCCAAACGCUGCAGCAGGCCAACCUCCUCAACGCUGUCAUUGUCCAGCAGCUAAAGUGAGGAUGAGAGAGGAAGAGCAACUCCUAACCCACCCCACCCCCCCCCAGCUCCCCCCUCUCCCAGUGGUGAGGCUGAGCAUCUGCAGCCCUUUGAAACCUGCUGUUCCUAUUGAGGGAGGAGAAAACACAGACUUAUGUAUGGACUUCUAAUUUCUGAAUUUUGUUUUUCUAAAGUCAAACUUAACACUCUGCUUCACAACCCUGCCCCCUCCAAAUUCUCCCCCUCUCCCUGUCUGCGACAGACUGUAAAGGGGAGGAAACUAAAAAUCUUCCAGAAUGGAACAGAGUUCAGGAAAGAGCCUGUCGGAGCCUGCAGACGCAGUCCAUCUUGCUGAACGACAGUUUAGUUAUAAACACGAUCACUAAACGUUUGUUUACCAUCAACCCUUCUUUUCUUCUUCUAUUAACAUUAACUUGGCCCGUCAGCUGCUUACUGUCAGUGGCAGAUCCACGCAGCCACAGAUUUCCACUUCUAAUCUGUCUCAACAGCACAAACCAGACCCACAUAAGGAAGCUAGUUUAGUAUCGCAUGAUGAUGAGGCUUUUUGUACAAGUUUCCAUUUCUCUCCACACAUUCUAUCUGGAGAGAAAUGUGGAAUGAUGGAGCAAAACACUUAGGAUUUUUUUUUUCUCUCCAAACCAACUUAUACCAGUAGCCUUACUCUUCUUUAUUCACCUCAACAAUCACAGCUGUCCCUUUGUUUAAAUGAAGAUGGAAUUAUUUUUUUAAAUGAACCCCUCUCAUCCUUUUCUUUCUUCCUUUCACAGAUUGUAAGUUUGUCCCAGUUAGACGGUGGCAUUUUGAUAUAUGAAAACCAGUUACACGUGGCUUUACUAUCGAACCAAUGGUUGAGCAAAAGAACAUUUAGAUUGUAAACACUGGAUUGUGUUAGCAGAAGUUGAAUUCCUAAGAUACACUGACAUCUUCUAUGCAUCCUGGGGCAACACAAAAAUAUGUUUGGACCUCUGGUGAAAUAAAUUCAUUUUAUGGUUGAUGUAUAAAGAAAUUACAGUCUUGUGUUUUUGUUGUUGUUGGUGGGAAGUGGGAGAUUUGCUGCUUUUAUAAAGUCAGAAAACAUGAAUUGUAAUUAUGCCAGAUUUUGUUUGCAGACUGUCAUCAUUAUCAGUGUGUUUAUGUGAACAGCAUGUAUCAGAUUAGCAGUGAUGCAGCCACAUUGCUGGAUUCUUCUGUUUGUCAAACUUCCCAAAAGAAGUGACACAUGGAACCGUGUGUAACGCUUAUAUGAAGUGUGGAGUUCAAAAAAAUGUACCCACAGUAUAGUUUAAGAAGGAAACUAGCUAUAGAGGCCAAAAGCAUUUUUUCUUUCAGGCUGGAUACGUGAUUAUUUCUGCUGUGAAGCUGAACAUUUUAAAAUGAAAGUCUAUAGAGACUGCCUCACUUUUGGAGACAUCCUCAGGUGGCUAUUAGAGCCAUUUUGUCACAUCAUUGAAAGGAGACUCAUGAUGUGGUUUUUAAUCUAGGAGGCCUCCUUGGAUUGGGCAUGUCCAAAUGGAAGGAGACAAUCCCAUUUGGACAUGGGAUUGUUUAUCGUGUCUCUUGGCUGGCUUGAUAAAACCUCAGUCCCUCCUGGAAAAACUAACAGUGUUGGCUGGGAAGAGGGAGGUCUGGGCGGCUCUGCUCAGCAUGCUGCCCCGUGACGUGUGG